Messenger RNA from Boleophthalmus pectinirostris (great blue-spotted mudskipper), 1083 nucleotides. RefSeq lists its product as uncharacterized. The transcript has a single exon. Bases 1 to 1083 code for a protein of 360 amino acids. The record is from RefSeq and is a predicted model, not a curated record. Lineage: Eukaryota; Metazoa; Chordata; Actinopteri; Gobiiformes; Gobiidae.
AUGGUGUCUGAGGGACCUGAGUUCUGUGAUGUUCUGCAGGAGGAGAAGGACACGCUGAGCUUCCACGUCUCCUCUGGGGUGGACAGAGGAUCUCCGGCCUCAGGAACGUCUGUGAGAGCCCAGGAGAAGACGCCGCGCUCCAGGAGGAAGAUCUCAUCUCCAGCUCAGGGUAACGCAUGGACCUCCACACCUCCACAACUCCAACACACCUUCACAACUCCAACACACCUUCACAGCUCCAACACAACCUCCACAACUCCAACACACCUCCACAGCUCCAACACACCUUCACAGCUCCAACACACCUCCACAACUCCAACACACCUCCACAGCUCCAACACACCUCCACAGCUCCAACACACCUCCACAGCUCCAACACACCUCCACAGCUCCAACACACCUCCACAGCUCCAACACACCUCCACAACUCCAACACAGCUCCAUGACUCCAACACACCUCCACAGCUCCAACACACCUCCACAUCUCCAACACACCUCCACAGCUCCAACACACCUUCACAACUCCAACACACCUCCACAGCUCCAACACACCUCCACAUCUCCAACACACCUUCACAGCUCCAACACACCUCCACAGCUCCAACACACCUCCACAUCUCCAACACACCUCCACAGCUCCAACACACCUUCACAGCUCCAACACACCUCCACAGCUCCAACACACCUCCACAGCUCCAACACACACCUCCACAGCUCCAACACACCUCCACAACUCCAACACACCUCCACAGCUCCAACACACCUCCACAGCUCCAACACAGCUCCAUGACUCCAACACACCUUCACACUCCAACACACCUCCACAACUCCAACACAGCUCCACAGCUCCAACACACCUCCACAACUCCAACACAGCUCCAUGACUCCAACACACCUUCACAGCUCCAACACACCUCCACAGCUCCACACACCUCCACACAGCUCCACAGCUCCAACACACCUCCACAACUCCAACACAACUCCAUGACUCCAACACACCUCCACAGCUCCAACACACCUCCACAGCUCCAACACACCUCCACAACUCCAACACACCUCCACAACUCCAACACAGCUCCAUGA